ACAGCAGCGGGUCUCGAGCUGAUCCUCCACUAGACUUCCUCGGUGGGACGGCGGCAUGGCGGCGGCUGCUGCGUACGGCCAGCACAGCGCUGCGAUAACCGCCAGCGGCAAAAAGACGCACGGUAAUAACAGGGAACACAUGCGGAGGAACCGGGAGAACUCGCGCCGGAGACAAGCCGCUCUUUUAUUUCUCAGUAACAUCUCUUUGGACGGACGGCCAGUCCAGAGUAAUUCAGCCGACCACGUAGGAAGCCGUCACCACAAAGAGACCGACUUGGAGGGACUCGUCUCCGGCUCUACAGCAGCGGGCGAGCUGUGUCCGGAGCUUGGUGCCACUGGAAGCUACGGGCUAUUCUCCAGUUUGGCAGUGGCCGUGAGCUGCGGGGACGUUAAUCCCUCCUCGGCACCGAGGAUGGGUCUCCUCAACAUACCGCCUAUCCUCGUCCUGCCGUCGGACACCGGGUUUAACGGCGUGGGAAGCGCAGAGGUGCUGCUGGAGUGCCGCAGAGACUCGUUCCCAUCGGGAAACAGUAACCUGCUGUCUCCGUCUCUGUCCAACGCCAGCAUGCUGCCGUCACCUCUGGGACCGCGGAAGUCCUCCACACUGCUGUCUGUGCAGAGCUGCAACUCGGUGUCCUCAGAGCCGCGACAAAGGACUCGUAACCUCUCCGGUGGCUCUCCAAGACCUCGACACACCAAGAAGAUGCACUUCAUCAAAAACAUGAAACAAUACGACACAAGAGGCAGCAGGAUCGUGCUGAUCUGUGCGAAGAGGUCUCUGUGUGCUGCCUUCUCUGUUCUGCCCUAUGGAGAAAGCUUCUACCUCAGUGACCCUACAUUAAACCACCCGAGGAGGAGACACUCGUCUGGUAACAUCUCCACCACCCUGGAGAUGCUACCGGGGCUGGAGGGUUUCCAACUGGACACCUACGGCAGGUCUGUGUCGUACGCCCAGUUCCUGUACUCUACUAACGCACUGGUGAGGCAGAAGCCGUCGUCGACCAGCGACCUGACACUACAGAUUCCAGUUUCCAGGAGUACACACAGCAUGCAGGGCAGGAGCUGCCCACCUAGCAGACUAAACAGCGCUGUGGGGCUGGACCUGGGUCUUGAAGAUGUGACAGACUACGACCCUAACCUCCUCAGUGACCCCCAGUGGCCUUGUGGGAAACACAAACGGGUGCUGAUCUUCGCCUCCUACAUGACAACAGUCAUAGAAUACGUCAAACCGUCUGAUCUGAAGAAGGACAUGAACGAGACGUUUAAGGAGAAGUUUCCUCACGUUAAACUCACUCUCAGCAAGAUACGCAGUCUGAAGAGAGAGAUGAGAGUAGUUGGGGAAGAUUGCGGUAUGCAGCCCGUCACCAUCGCGAUGGCGUUCGUCUACUUUGAGAAGUUGGUGCUGCAGGGUCGACUCAAUAAACAAAACAGGAAGUUGGUGUCGGCUGCCUGCAUCCUACUGGCUGCUAAGAUCAGCAGUGAUCUCAAGAAACAGGAGGUCAAACACCUCAUAGAUAAGCUGGAGGAGCGUUUCAGGAUCAGCAGGAAGGAGCUGAUAUCGUUUGAGUUCACCAUCCUGGUGGCCCUGGAGAUGGCGCUGUACCUACCGGAGAGCAAAGUCAUGCCACAUUACAGGAAGCUGGUGCAGCUGCAGCAGUCAAAGCAGUGACAUGCUGAUUCCUCCCUCCAGCGACUCUCAGAGGUACGAAGUGAUCCUCCUCCUCUGUGCUCACAACGCAGACACCAAAGCUCAUCCACACUGUCAUGGUAGUACGACAGCCCAACGGCUCGGCAGCACAGACAUCGCCUGCUCUCCUCCCUCAAACACCAAAGUGACGACACACUGUGAUCGAUGGUUCAGCAGCAGGACUGAUGCCUGGCUCAACAGCACCACGAGAAUCACUGAUCACUCAUCAUAAAGCUCAAAAGCAUGUCUUUCUUAAAGGAAAUUAUGUUUUGUUGUUGUACGGUUUCCCUCACUAUCUUAGUAAUGGAAACUCUGCUGAACACGGCUCUCUAAGGGUUGCUGGUUGAAACUUUAAUCAUUUUGGUUAAAUCUGAGUUUAUGUGGAACGCUUGUUAAACUGUGUUGAGUAAUCCUUUCAGAAAUUUCUGCAUUUGAGAAUGUGAGUAACUAUUGGCCCAAAAAAUCCAAAGGUUUCCCUUCAAGUUUUACCGCUGCACCUGUAACCUCUUCAAGUUUUACAGGAUAGCUUCACAGUUUUUCAAAUCAGUGGAGAAAAUUAUUUCCAAACUAAAUCUAAUCAGAAGAGCCAUUUUAAAAAACACUUUCAUAUUCACAUCCAAUCAAAUUACUGCCAUGGGGUUUCCAAAAUUACAAUUUCCCAAAUUUCUUGACAACUUUAGAGUUGACUGUUUGUGUAACACUGUGGGCCGAAGACACUGAGACUGUGAGAACGAAGAAAUUGGAGAUAAAGGCUGAAAAUAACCUUCCUUACUUUAGUUUAAAUGUGCUGACAUGACAGUUACUCAACAAAACGUUUUGUGCAUUUGACAAUCGUUGCUUUUCAAAGCAUCUUAAAUCAAUAGUGCCGAGUGUUUUCAGCAAAUAUAGCAAAGAUUUGAACAACAUUCACUUAUUGUAUAAU
This is a messenger RNA of Anarrhichthys ocellatus (wolf-eel), 2609 nucleotides long. It is a transcript of the gene cables2b, whose product is annotated as Cdk5 and Abl enzyme substrate 2b. The record is from RefSeq and is a predicted model, not a curated record. The transcript is spliced from 10 exons. Gene Ontology annotation, biological process: regulation of cell cycle. NCBI's taxonomy places the organism in Eukaryota, Metazoa, Chordata, Actinopteri, Perciformes, Anarhichadidae. The coding region runs from base 56 to 1669 and encodes 537 amino acids.